AUUUUCACCUCAUGUUACUUGCCUUCUUCAGGAAGGAGGUGUAUCUAUCCUAAAGUUUAAUAAUGACAAAGGAAGAAACGGAGACAGUCGUUCUGCUAGGCCUGCAUCAGUGCAACGUGCAUUAUCUAUUCUUGAGAUGGAGGUUGAACAAAUAAAUAAGGGAAAAUACAAGCAUUAUAUGCAGAAAGAAAUUCAUGAACAGCCAGAAUCUCUAACAACUACCAUGAGAGGAAGGCUUCUACGUGGAGGUUCCUGCAAGGCUAAGACUGUUCUUUUGGGUGGACUGAAGGAUCACCUUAAAACAAUUAGGCGAAGCCGAAGGAUUGUAUUUAUUGGUUGUGGUACAAGUUACAAUGCUGCUUUAGCUGCUAGACCCAUCAUGGAAGAACUAUCUGGGGUACCUGUUACAAUGGAAAUUGCUAGUGAUCUGUUGGAUCGGCAAGGUCUUAUAUACAGAGAGGAUACAGUAGUUUUUGUUAGUCAAUCUGGUGAAACAGCUGAUACAUUGCUAGCUCUGGAAUAUGCUUUGGAGAAUGGUGCGUUAUGUGUUGGCAUCACGAAUACUGUUGGAAGUGUAAUAGCUCGGAAUACACACUGUGGUGUUCAUAUAAAUGCUGGUUGUGAAAUUGGUGUAGCCAGUACCAAGGCAUAUACGAGUCAAAUAAUGGUGAUGGCCAUGUUAGCUUUGGCAAUUGGAGCUGACACAAUUUCUAAACAAGAGAGAAGGGAGGCUAUAAUAGAUGGUCUAUUCGACCUGCCAAAUAAAAUCAGGGAGGUACUGAAGCUUGACCAGGAAAUGAAAGAUCUUGCGAAACUAUUGAUCGCUGAACAGUCACUUCUCGUCUUCGGGAGAGGAUACAAUUAUGCAACUGCUUUGGAAGGUGCUCUAAAAGUGAAGGAAGUUGCACUUAUGCAUAGUGAGGGGAUACUUGCCGGUGAAAUGAAGCAUGGUCCAUUGGCACUAGUUGACGAAUAUCUCCCCAUUGUUGUGAUUGCUACUCGUGAUGCUUGCUUCAGCAAGCAGCAGUCGGUUAUUCAGCAACUACGUGCCCGCAAAGGGCGCUUGAUAGUAAUGUGUUCAAAAGGAGAUGCUGCAUCAGUGUGUCCUGGAGGCGGUUGUCGAGUAAUUGAAGUUCCUCAGGUUGAGGACUGUCUUCAACCUGUGGUUAACAUAGUUCCAUUUCAGUUACUGGCAUAUCAUCUCACCGUGUUAAGGGGAUACAAUGUCGACCAGCCUCGGAAUCUUGCAAAGAGCGUGACCACGCAGUGAAGAAUGCUUGAAAUACACAUUCUUUUUCCUCUUAUUAAUUUCUGAAUUAAAGCAAGGAUGGUUUUAUCAUUAUAUGCUGAUGGUCUGAAAUAACAAUCUAACGGUUCUUCAGAGAGAAAGUGGUAUGUUUAGGGACAUAAUGUUUGAUGAAAUGCCUCAACCAAAAGUGCAACAAUUUCUUUUCUUGAGUUCAUACAAGGCCAAAAGCAGCAGCAGGGAGAAUGUUCGAGUUCAUAUAAGUCCUUGUUUAAGGCUAUGAUAAAAUCAGGUUACUUGAUAUUAGUAAUUUCCUAUAGAUUUAGGAACGAGUUGAGAAUCUAUAUUUGUUGGAGAGCACCCAC
This is a messenger RNA of Hibiscus syriacus, 1611 nucleotides long. Its product is annotated as glutamine--fructose-6-phosphate aminotransferase [isomerizing] 2-like. Gene Ontology annotation, molecular function: carbohydrate derivative binding; L-glutamine:D-fructose-6-phosphate transaminase (isomerizing) activity. Gene Ontology annotation, biological process: fructose 6-phosphate metabolic process; protein N-linked glycosylation; UDP-N-acetylglucosamine metabolic process. The record is from RefSeq and is a predicted model, not a curated record. NCBI's taxonomy places the organism in Eukaryota, Viridiplantae, Streptophyta, Magnoliopsida, Malvales, Malvaceae. The transcript has 6 exons. Bases 137 to 1270 code for a protein of 377 amino acids.